CCUGACACCAUGUGCUGUUCCACGAGCUUCUGUGGAUUUCCCAUCUGCUCCACCGGUGGGACCUGUGGCUCCAGCUGCUGCCAGCCAAGCUGCUCCCAGACUAGCUGCUGCCCGUCAACCUGUAGCCAGACCAGCUGCUGCCAGCCACCCUGCGUCCAGACCAGCUGCUGUCAGCCACCCUGCGUCCAGACCAGCUGCUGCCAGCCAACCUGUGUCCAGACCAGCUGCUGCCAGACCAGUGGCUGUGAGAUCGGCAGUGGCAUUGGCAGUGGCAUUGGCUCUGGCCAGGAGGGUAGCAGUGGAGCUCAGAGCUACCGCAUCAGGUGGUGCCGCCCUGACUGCCGCGUGGAGGGCACCGUCCUGCCACCUUGCUGCGUGGUGAGCUGCACGCCCCCCACCUGCUGCCAGCUGUACCACGCCCAGGCCUCCUGCUGCCGCCCCUCCUACUGUGGGCAGUCCUGCUGCCUGCCAGCCUGCUGCUGCCCGUGCUCUGAGCCCACCUGCUAA
This is a messenger RNA of Phacochoerus africanus (Common warthog), 507 nucleotides long. RefSeq names its product keratin, high-sulfur matrix protein, B2D-like. Gene Ontology annotation, cellular component: keratin filament. The transcript has a single exon. Lineage: Eukaryota; Metazoa; Chordata; Mammalia; Artiodactyla; Suidae. The coding region runs from base 10 to 507 and encodes 165 amino acids. The record is from RefSeq and is a predicted model, not a curated record.